This is a messenger RNA of Charadrius vociferus (killdeer), 1602 nucleotides long. It is a transcript of the gene HSPBAP1, whose product is annotated as HSPB (heat shock 27kDa) associated protein 1. Lineage: Eukaryota; Metazoa; Chordata; Aves; Charadriiformes; Charadriidae. The record is from RefSeq and is a predicted model, not a curated record. The transcript has 8 exons. Gene Ontology annotation, molecular function: 2-oxoglutarate-dependent dioxygenase activity. Bases 1 to 1602 code for a protein of 533 amino acids.
AUGGCCCGGAGUGCCUCGGGGAAGGGGAGGGUGAAGGAUGGACCGAAUACACCCUCUGGCCAACAACAGGCACUGCCAAGCGCAGUUCAGAGGUUGGGUGGUGCAGAGGCAGAAGACUGGGACCUUGUUGGAGAUAAGAAAAGGCAAAAAGGUGAAGAUGUCAAACCAUUUACUCCUGGGAAAGCCAAGGAAAUUGUGAUGUCUCUACAGCAACCUGCAGUCUUCUGUAACAUGGUUGGCGACUGGCCAGCCCUACACUGGAAUGCGAAAUACCUUUCUGCGGUGUUGGAUGGGAAGACAAUCCAGUUUAGGCUAGGUCUGAAGACCAUGGAUUUAGUUCCCCAGUUUGAAACCAGGUGUAGCUAUGUGGAGGCUACACUUGAAGAGUUUUUGGCUUGGAGUUGUGGACAGCCUUCUUGUCUCUCUGGACCAUUCAGUUGUUAUGAGUACUCCAAAUAUUGGGCUUAUGCUGACUACAAAUACAUUGCCAGGAUAUUUGAAGACAAGCCAGAGAUUUUCCAGGAUAUAAGGUGGUCUGACUUUGGUUUUCCUGGAAGAAGCGGGAAAGAGAGCACGCUGUGGAUUGGUUCUGAAGGAGCAAACACCCCCUGCCAUUUGGACUCCUACGGCUGCAACUUAGUGUUGCAAGUACAAGGAAGGAAAAGAUGGCACCUCUUCCCACCUGGUGACACCAGUUUCCUUUAUCCCACCAGGAUCCCUUAUGAGGAAUCCAGCAUAUUCAGCAAAGUCAAUGUUGCCAACCCUGAUCUGAAACGCUUUCCUGAGUUUAAGAACACAACAGCCCAUGUGGUUACACUCAGUCCAGGACAGGUCCUGCUCGUUCCAAGGCAAUGGUGGCACUAUGUGGAAUCCAUCGACCCCAUCACUGUCAGCAUAAACUCUUGGAUUGAACUGGAUGCAGAUCAUGAAGCCCGUGUAGAAGAAGCAAUAACUCGAAUGCUGGUGUGUGCUAUAAAAUCAGCAGAAAAUCCCAGCGAUGGAGAUCUCUGGCUCAAUCCCACAGAGGUUGAGGCAACAUCCCAUGAAAUCAAUCUUCAGUACCUGAAUAAAGCAGUGUCGGCAUAUUUCAAGUGUCAGAAGGCACGUGUGUCGGAGCUGGCACGAGUGUCAGAGCUGGUACAUCCCAGCAGCACUGGCACAGAGCAAAGGAGAGGUGUCUCGUGCAAGAGGAAGAAAAGGGAAGUUGGCUGUGAACCAGAGGGCUGCGGAUUACCAAGCCAUGAAUUUGGCUUUUCAACACUUAAAGCAGAAGAGUUGCAGGACAUACCUUUUGGGCCUCAUCUUAUUCAAGUUUUACCACAGUCUCAAGAAACAAGCUUGAUGGGUGCGGUUGCAGUCAAAAGUGACGGUGGAGAUCUUCUCCAUGAAAAUGAAGGAGGACAUUUUGGAAAAUUACACUGCACCAGGAAGCAAUUGGUAAUGAGUAAUGACUGUGAAAUGCCUGCACAUCAAAUGGAUUCAGACGGCGGUCCAAAUCCCUCACAAACAGCCCUUUCUACCAAUGAUUUGCUGGACUGUUUGGUUAAUCCACGUGUCGUCAGUUUAGUGGCUCGGCUGCUGUUGGAGAGAACAAGAGUUUAG